AUGAUUUUUAUACCAAUCAUUACCUAUGCCAGCGGCACCUGGGGCCACGCUAUCCACCAUUCCCAUAAUAAACGCAGGCUUCUUUCUGCUCAGCGGCGGGCACUUCUCUACAUUGCAAAAGCCUACUCUACAGCCCCCACAAGCAGCCUCCAGGUCAUCACAAGAAAACCACCCAUCGAUCUGUAUAUUACUCUCUGUACUAAGAAAUGGAAAAUUAAGCACAAAGAAGAAAUCACCAUCAACUCCAACUGUAUAAAUCCCAUGGACAUUGAGCAAAACAUCCCGUACUCUAAGACUAUUGAUUUUAGCCAAAUAAUUAACCUCAACGACGACAUUCCUCAUUCAGCUAUUACUAUCUAUACUGAUGGAUCUAAGGCUGAUGACAGGGUGGGCUGCAGCUUUGUUGUAUACACAAAUAGUGAGGAAUCUUACCACAAAAAAUUCAGGCUAGCAAACCAUUGCAGCAUUAUUCAAGCCGAACUUCUCGCAAUCCUCGAGGAUUUUACUUGGUGCUCAGAGCUCCACAGUCACACUGACAUCCACAUUAUUACAGACAGCACUGCUGCCAUUCAGAUCAUCAGGAACAACAACACCCACCCAACUGCCAACAAAAUUAAGAAAAUCCUCCUGCGUUCAAGUAAUAACUAUUAUCUGACCUGGACUAAGGCACACCAAGGCACCAGAAGAAACGAAUGGGCAGACACUUUGGCUAAGGAAGCCACCACUGACGACAGUCUUCCUAUACAGUACAAUGCUAUUCCCUUCUCACAUAUUUGCAAAACCCUCUGGGAAGAGCUGCAAAUCAACUGGCAAACUGCUUGGGACAAAGAUCAUAAUAUUACCACCUAUGCCUACCUUCCCAACAUCAAGCACAGGAAUGACCUAAUAUGGCUAAAUCCUAGUCAUAACCUUACCCAAUUCUUGACCAACCACGGCCGCUUCAACAGCUACCUCAAUCGUUUCGGUUUCCAGGACAACAACCUGUGUGCUUACUGUGGUGUCUGA
Messenger RNA from Centruroides sculpturatus (bark scorpion), 1005 nucleotides. RefSeq lists its product as uncharacterized. Gene Ontology annotation, molecular function: nucleic acid binding; RNA-DNA hybrid ribonuclease activity. The record is from RefSeq and is a predicted model, not a curated record. NCBI's taxonomy places the organism in Eukaryota, Metazoa, Arthropoda, Arachnida, Scorpiones, Buthidae. The transcript has a single exon. Bases 1 to 1005 code for a protein of 334 amino acids.